GCUGUCAACAAAUGGUCGUCAAGCGCGUCAGACCUGAAGUUCACUGGCACAAUCCUCGCAUAGUCCUGAUGAAAGAAAAUGUGUCUUCAAUUGUAUUAAAUACUCGUCCAGGUGAGGCUUUAGCGAUGGUAUUUGAAGUUUAAACUUUUUAUUUAGACACAAUGUCAUUAGCAAAGGUUAUCAAACAGAAGCCGGUGGACACGCAAACAAAUCUCGAAGUAAAAAAUAGACCUACGAGAGUCGAAACAAAGCCAGCGUCUCAGUUGAAAGUGACAUGUCCGCGUAAAACAAGGGCGUCUAGCUGUCCAAGGAGUAUACAUAACGGCAGUGAACCCAGCAAGAAACAGAGAAUCGUGGGUGAGACCAAGUGUGAGAGGAGGGCGAGGUCAAUAUCCACAGCACCUAAACCCCGUCAGGGUCACAAAGUCACUGCAACGUCUCCGAAGUCAACUGACAUCUCAACGAAAUCACCCCUCAAGUCAGAAGAAUCUGCUACAACGCCGGGACAAAAAGAGCGGGAAACGAGGUCACAUUAUGGAGUUCAGAGCCACAAAGCUUUCACGGUCAUCCCCCCGAAUCCCAAGAAAAGAAAAGAAAUUCAAAAGAAGGCGGAGGCGGAGCUAGCGGCUCUGGAGGACCUGCGGCUGAGCAGAGCGAUGGCCUAUGUGUCUAUCAAUCCCAGCAGUGUCGGCGGGUGCCUAAGUCUGGAGGAGGUGCGACUAAAACAGCAGCAAGAGAUGCAGGCCAGAAGAAGACAGAAACAGAUGAGAAAGUACCUGUUGGAACCCACGCCAAUGUUGCUAUAACGACAUAUCAAUCUCAGGCAUGCUAAAACUAGUCACUGUCAAACUCCACUCGAUGCAAAAUGGUUCUUGUUUAGAUGGAUGAUUAAAGCAAGCUUAUUCUGUGGUAGCUUACCCUUAUUGUUUUAAAUGAACAAAACAUGUUAUUUCGCCAUCUUUCAAUGUGACAUUGAGAUUACAAUGUAAAAGGAUAUUUAAAUGUUCUAUUUAUUUAAAUGACUGAUUUCUGAAACUCAAAUGUUUUAUGUGAUAAUGUAUUUUUGCUAUAGUAGUCAAAUGAUAGACACUAGAAGCAAAAAAGUUGAUUCUAUGUAUUUAUUGACACUGGUAAUUCUGCAUAUUUACGGAGGCAAAUGGCAUCAACUAAGUGUAAAAUUAAGACAUUAUGACAAAUAUGAACAUCAGACUGUUUUGGAGUAUAUGUAAACAUUCCCUGUCCUGCAAGAAGUGAAUUCCAUCGCAUUCCUCCUUUGCUGGGUAUUCAGUAAAGUGACAAGUCGCAUUUUAUUUGGAUAGUUUUUUCAUCAUCAUUAUAAAACAAAAUAUACCUUUUUGGCAAUACAUUUUUAUUUUUAGGACAAGGCUAAAUCAGAAGUCCUGGAACUUCCAUACUUUUUUUCAUACUUUCAUUUGAAGUACAAUCAUAUGCGCAAUGUGUCACUGUAUUGCCAAACUAAAUAGAAAAUUACAGACAACUUGAUUUGGUCACUCUGUCAUAUGGGUCAUCCUUAUUAAAGGAAUAAAUAGAGACUAUUGUAUGUAAAUGCAAUAUAUAGCCUAUGUACAUUUGUACCCAUACUGUUAAUCAACUUGGCUGAUUAUGUAAUAUUCAAGUAUCAUUUAGCUUCUUAGGAAAUUUCUGUGCCGGGCACUAGUGUUGUCCUCACGUUUCUCGAUCUUCUUUCCCAUCGUCACUGGAUUACAUGCUUCAUACAGUACAGAAGAAUACUCAUGGGUAAAACUACAUUAUCCAGCAUCAGAGAAACAUAGGACAAACAAAUACAGCUUGUAAAUUUAGUGUACAGUGCAAUCCCCAUGCAGUACCACAUGCACGUGUAGAGGUCGCAUGAAUAUAGUUUACCAUGCAUAUCUGUAUUGCCGAUGUUUACUGUAUGUCGCGCGACGCUUCAAUUUCUGUACAAGUGUUAAAAAAACACAAAAGAACAUUGUGUUUCUAGCUUUUCAAGCCAUUCCUUUCUGUCAGUGAGCAUUACACAUACCAAAGGUGAGGUGACUAGAGGGACUUGGAAAAACGGGAUGAGAUAUUUUUUUAAUUGAUUGAGAAUUUUUCGGCACUGUUUGACAGUAAAUUUCAUUCACACUACCACUGAAAGGACACAGUUCAUUAGGCCUACUGUUAUUGUACACUUUAAAACUGUUGUGUUGUUUAAAUGUAAAACAACCACUAACCUUUACCCUAACCACGGACAUAGCCUAAAGUAAAAAAAUGCCAAACAUGACUUUCUAACAUGGCAUGGAAUAAGCCGUAACAAAACAUCAGCGUGCAAUUCAAUGGAUUUAAGAAGGCAGCUAAACACAGAUUGCUGAACAAUUCAAGGACCAAUUUUACAUUUAAUCAUUUAGCAGACGCUCUUAUCCAGAGCGUCAACAUUUUGAGUUCCUCCACACUUGGCACAGCCUAGGUCUACGAUCCCAAAAAUAUGUUGUACACACAAUAAAAUAAAAGUCUGAGUUCAAGUAAUUAAAAGGGUGCAGAGUAAAACAUUGAACAGUUCACUGUAUCUUGCCACAAACGUUAAAAUUGCCGUUCACAGAAUAAGAGAAAAAGUAUGUACGUGUGUUGGUGUGCGCUAGGCUACUUAGAUUAGCCCUACAGAAAAGGCAGACAAUUAAAGUAAUUAUAAUGUAUGACAAUUAUGAAACCCUGUCAAUGUAUGCCUAUUCAAGUUAUACCACAAACACUGCUAAUGUGCCAAACAUCUUCUGAGAGAAUAAAUAUGUAGGAAUGAGUGUGGAGAGAAGCACAGUAAUACAACAUGGUGCAGGUGCUUCUUAGUUUAAAACUGAUCAAAGGCAUAGCCUUCACAUUGAUUGAAAAAGAAAAAUCAUAACUUCUUCACAUAAAUAACAAUUAUUUAACUGGAAACUGCUGACAGAAUUGUUGUAAACAAGAUUAGUAUUGAAUUUCAUGCCCAGCACGCAAAUAAUACUUCAGGUAUAACGCAAAAAUAGACUAAAACAAAAACAAUUGUAGCAUCAACAGUAUUUGCACAUAAUAGCAAAAUAUGUCAAUGUACAUUGUAGCCUGUGAACAUGAAAUUACUGCCAUGUUAACGCUUGAGUGUUGGGGACAAAGUAAAAUCAUAAUCUGUGCUAGUAAAAUAGUAUGAACAAUAGAAUCCUUCUUUCAAACAGAACCCUCACACCUCCACCCAGGGCCGGCCCUAGGGUUUUGGGGGCCUAAUGAAAAAUAGUGUAUGGGGCCCUUUUGAUUGGCAAAUUGAUUUUUUUUUGGGGGGGGGCCUAAAUAAAUGUUUAGUUUGUUUAUUGGAUUGGGCCGGCCCUGCCUCCACCCCAAAUACACAAACUAGAUGUCUGCACUCAUGCAAUCUCUCCCCUGGCAUUUUAUAUCUGACUUCACCCGUUACAGACGUGAGACCCUGACUCUCUUUCAGUUCCGGAUCCUAACGUUUUUGAGGUAAAUGGAAGGGAGGGAGAUGAGGGUUUAGCUGGGUUGAAUCUAUUCAGCCUGCAGGCUCAGCAGCGGUGUGUCCAGACAUUUUUGAUAGGGGUGGCACCAGGGGUGGCCCGCCUCUGACUGGGCAUAUAGC
Molecule: messenger RNA, 3595 nt
Organism: Hypomesus transpacificus
Lineage: Eukaryota; Metazoa; Chordata; Actinopteri; Osmeriformes; Osmeridae
Exons: 5
Coding region: 162-806 (214 amino acids)
Source: RefSeq, a predicted model, not a curated record